Molecule: messenger RNA, 597 nt
Organism: Hevea brasiliensis (rubber tree)
Lineage: Eukaryota; Viridiplantae; Streptophyta; Magnoliopsida; Malpighiales; Euphorbiaceae
Exons: 1
Coding region: 1-597 (198 amino acids)
Source: RefSeq, a predicted model, not a curated record
AUGCCAUCAUAUGCUAAGUUCUUAAAGGAGAUACUUUCAAAUAAGAGGAAGCUUAAUGAUUAUGAGAUAGUGGCUCUCAUACAGGAUUGCAGUGCAAUCUUGCAGAACAAACUACCUCUGAAGUUAAAAGACACUAGGAGCCUCUUAAUGCCCUGCCUCAUUGGCAAUAUGAACAUUAACAAGGCCUUUUGCAAUUUAGGACCAAGUAUUAGUCUGAUGCCGAUAUCUAUCUGUCAAAAGCUGAAUGUUGGAGAACUUAAACUAACAAUGGUUUCUUUACAAUUGGCAAACAGAUCUGUCACAUAUCUAAUAGGAAUUUUGGAGAACAUCCCCAUAAAGUUUGGCAAAUUAUUUAUACCAGUCAACUUUGUCAUUCCAGAAAUGGAGGAGGAUGUUCAAAUUCCAAUAAUCUUAGGAAGACCUUUCUUAGCAAUUGCUAGAAUAAUCAUAGAUGUCAAAAAUGGGUGGUUGACUCUUAAAGUGGGAGAAGAGGAAGUAGAGUUCAACUUAUUUCAUGCCAUGAAACAAAAGCCAGACAUGGACAAGUGUUUAAGGGUUGAUAUAAUUAAUGAGCUAGUCGAAGAGGAAUUCAACUAG